Messenger RNA from Anopheles darlingi, 3667 nucleotides. RefSeq lists its product as uncharacterized. Gene Ontology annotation, cellular component: cytoplasm; ribonucleoprotein complex; nucleus. The record is from RefSeq and is a predicted model, not a curated record. The coding region runs from base 104 to 2326 and encodes 740 amino acids. The transcript has 4 exons. NCBI's taxonomy places the organism in Eukaryota, Metazoa, Arthropoda, Insecta, Diptera, Culicidae. Gene Ontology annotation, molecular function: RNA helicase activity; RNA binding; ATP binding.
UGAAAAAAACCCCGAGAGAGAAGUCGUGAAAAUCGUACCGCCGUGCUAGUUUUUGCAGUUUUCCUCGAUAUCCGCUUGAAAAGUCCUCCGUUUGUGCGCAAAAAUGUACGGAUUUAAUCGCCCUCAACCGAGCAGCGGUGGAUUCCACCGUGGGGGAGGCAUGGCUGGAGGCCGUCCCGGAGGUGGCCAGAUGGGCGGCGGAUUCCGUCGUGACGGAGGUGCCGGUGGUUACGGAGGGGGCAGUGGAUCGUCCUUCGAUCGCCAGUCUCAGAAUGGCAAGAAUCUCCGCAACAUCAAAUGGGAGCCGCAGGAUUUAACUCCAUUCGAGAAGAAUUUUUAUCAGCCUUCGGCGACGCUCGUCGGCUUGUCGGAGACGGAAAUCGAGGGAUAUCUGAACAAGCACCAGAUCACACUGAAGGGUCGUGAAGUGCCCCGUCCAAGCAUGGACUUUGAAGAUGGAGGCCUUCCGAGCUACAUCAUGGAAGAGCUGAAGCGACAGGGCUUCAGCAAGCCGACGGCCAUUCAGGCACAGGGCAUGCCGAUUGCAUUGAGCGGCCGCGACAUGGUCGGCAUUGCUCAGACCGGAUCGGGUAAGACACUCGCAUACGUUGUACCGUCGCUGGUGCACAUCCAGCAUCAGGAAAGCAUCCGACGAGGCGAUGGACCGAUCGCAUUGAUCUUGGCACCGACCCGCGAGCUGGCGCAACAGAUCCAGCAGGUGGCUACCGAUUUUGGUUCGCGCGUCAGUGCGAAUAAUACGUGUGUUUUCGGAGGUGCCCCGAAAGGGCCACAGAUCCGUGAUCUGGAGCGAGGUGCCGAAAUCGUCAUCGCCACACCUGGUCGAUUGAUCGAUUUUCUCGAGCGGGGCAUCACGAACUUGAAGCGCUGCACCUAUCUGGUGCUGGACGAGGCCGACCGCAUGCUGGAUAUGGGCUUCGAGCCACAGAUCCGCAAGAUCAUGGGCCAGAUUCGGCCGGAUCGGCAAGUGCUGAUGUGGUCCGCUACCUGGCCCAAGGAGGUGCGCCAGUUGGCCGAAGAGUUUUUGGCCGAUUACAUUCAGAUUAAUAUCGGCUCGUUGAACCUCUCGGCGAACCACAACAUUCUGCAGAUCGUGGAUGUGUGUGAAGACUACGAGAAGGAUCAGAAGCUGAUGAAGCUGCUGACGGAGAUUUCGGCCGAGCCGGACACGAAGACGAUCAUCUUCGUCGAGACGAAGCGUCGCGUCGAUGAUAUUACGCGUAUUGUCAACCGUAACGGAUGGCGUGCGGUGGCCAUUCACGGUGACAAGUCGCAACAGGAACGCGACUACGUGCUCAGUGCGUUCCGCAACGGGCGCCAGGGCAUUCUGGUGGCAACCGAUGUUGCCGCUCGUGGAUUAGAUGUGGAAGACGUAAAGUUCGUAAUCAAUUACGACUAUCCGUCGAAUUCGGAAGAUUACGUGCAUCGGAUUGGUAGAACGGGACGCUCGAACAACACCGGCACCGCCUACACCCUGUUCACCCACUCAAACGCCAACAAAGCCAACGACCUGAUCAACGUUCUGCGCGAGGCGAAUCAGGUCAUUAACCCUCGUCUGGUUGAGCUUGCCAAACCGAAUAUGGGUAAAGGCCGUCAGCGUUACAGCAACAAUCGUUUUGGUGGACAACAGAACCGUCCUCCACGGGAUGGCGGCAUGUACGGCGGUGGUAGCGGUGCUGGUGGUCGGUUCGGAGGUCAGCAGCGAGACAGUGGCGCCCCGAAAUAUGGUGGCGGUGCAGACAAGUACGGUCCUCCCCGCGACAACCGUGCAGCCGCUGCAGCUGCGGUCGCCGCCAUGUACGCUAAUGGAGGGGGUGGUAUGGCCAGUCUCUCCCAGACGCUCAGUGGACUUGGGGCAAGUGCUGGUGGUUUGAAACCCGCCGGUGGUAUAGGUGCUGGACUUGGCGCUCAACGCCAGAGUCGCUUCUCCUCUGCCUCUAGUCCCUCGUCAGCGGCGUCCGCUGCUGUCGCGGCUGCCACUGCGUUCGCAUCCAGCUAUCAUCAAAGCAAAUAUCCCGGUACUACUAGUUCGGGGGCAGGACUAGCAGGAGCGCACCCUGCGGUUGCUGCGGCAAGUAGUGGCGUAGCGUAUGGUACGGCACCUCCUUCCUACAAAACAUCGGCCGGAAGCGAUGCAGCAACGGCAGCGCACCUAUACGGCGGUGGUUAUGCGGCUCGCCCCGCUCCUACCAGUUUGCCGCCGAGUGCCGCGGCAGCAGCGGCUGCCGCAGCUGCCGUUUACCAGUACGCGGCGAACGGGGCAACCCAAGCAUUUGCCUACCCUCCGCCGCAAGUGGUACUGAACUAAGCUAUCAGCAAGAGACAGUUCACCGCGCAACGCAUGAGAAUGGCUCAUCAUCUUUGCUUUUAGUUCUACUCUUUUCUAUGAGAGCAUCAUUUACGCAUAGUUUCAAUGUAUACUAACAAAGAUCCGGUCAAAAGAGUCGAUUAUUACGAUCUCCCAAGAGAGAAUUACGUUAAGAUACUUUUUAUCUAUAACAAUUUAACGGAUGAAUUCCAACAAUGGAGAUCCAAAUGAGAGGCACGUGCGACAUCAUCGUGGUAAUUGGAUAAUCCGGUGAUCCAUUUUUUGUUGCCGUUAACUUGACGGUGAAUACUUUAUUUAUUCCUUCUUUAUUUAGAUAUUAUAAUACGGUGUCGAUGAAAUGGCGUACAAAAAUGGAUAAAAAAAACUAUAUGAUUAUAGUGACAAUUUUCUCAAAUUUUACUUCAUGAAAUGUUAAAAGAAGCUGAGCUCCAUUGGAAUCGUUUGAGAUGGAAAUGCAUAAGAUCAUUUGAUUUGUUUUACCCUUGCUUCUUCUCAUUUGUGUAGCUUACUGAUCAAGAAAAAAGGGAGAAAAGCGAUAUACAGGAUGAUUGAGCUGUUGUAGAAUGGAAAACAGUAAACACUUUUAAUCUGUAAAUAUUCAAAGUAAAGUUAACGAGAGAUUUAAUACCAAAUUCCAUUUUCAUCACUCCCACUUACUAUAAAUUUUCAGUAAAACGUACAUCCUUAGCAGAACAAAAUAGUAUGGUUUAACAUUAAACAUUCGCUUCUAUCUUAAACAUUGGAGUGCUCAAUAGAACUCAAACACAGUUUUGUCCAUGUUGUGAUGAUCGUAACUGCUUGAUGUUGUAGGACAGCAUCAAGACCACAUUAAUAGACCUAACAUGUAAUGAAAACAGGGGCGUCGUUCAAAUUUUAUUCGCAAAAAGAUUGGAAUAUUCUCCCUGAUCAUAAACAGUAGAAAUGUUGACGGGGCGAACAUUCAGAGACAUGUUAACCGUACUCUUCUCAUUGUACAACCUGUGGUGAUAUCGUUUUCAGCAAUGAAAAUAGUAUAUAGUGUUGUAGUGCACUUCAUCAUGUUAUUCUACUUUCGUUUUAAGCUUAAUCUAUAACGAUGAAUUAAUUUGUGGGUGAAACGGAAGUGGAAUUAUGCAAUAAGUAACAGCAAAAUGAGAAACAGCAGAAUUCUCUCAUAUGGUCAAACUGAAAUAGGAAAACUUAGAAAAUCUCUACAGUCGAUGUGUGUGUGAUGUAUGGUAAUAACGUGGACCAUUUUUGUCCGAGCAUCGGAAACUGAUGGACCGUGACUGUAUGCCGUUUAUUUUGAAGUAUCCAAUAAAGAGAAUUUCUUAAACAUAA